AUGAGCAGUGUUUCGCAGCAGAAUUAUUGGACUAACAAUCCGAACCAAUUCUACAAUCCCCAGCAACAACAUCAACAACAACAACAGCAACAGCAGCAUCAACAACAAGCGGAUUACUAUGGUUACAACGGGAUGUACGAUCCGCAUAGUUACUACGCGAAUUAUUCGGCGGAAUAUCAGGCUGCGUUUUAUCAACAACAACAACAAGAACAACAACAACAGCAGCACCCUUACAACAACAGCCCAGAACCCAUCACCUCACCCAACAGCGAUUCCUCCGAUUCCCCAGCCCUCCGCGCCCUCCUCACCAAACCCAUCGGUAAGAAACUGGUAUACCCAUACUACAACCCUCCCGAAACCAAAGACUCCAAGGAAGAAGCCCCGAAUUACUAUCCAUGGAUGAAAGCCACAGCCGAUGUUACCACCCAAGGAAACAAACGCACCAGACAGACGUACACGCGUUUCCAAACCCUCGAAUUGGAGAAGGAGUUUCAUUUCAACAAAUACCUCACGCGACGUCGUCGCAUCGAAAUAUCACACGCUCUUUGCUUGACGGAGCGACAGAUCAAGAUUUGGUUCCAGAAUAGAAGGAUGAAGGCCAAAAAGGAUAACAAAUUCGUUGGAUUACCCGAAUUCAGCGCUGAAGAUAUGAACAUGAAUCAGAAUCAUAUGAUUCCAUCGCAGGAUUACCUGCGUCUCUCCGAGGAGACUUCGAUUCCGGGUCAAAGCGCGAACCUCUACAAACAAUUCGCUGGAAUGCCUUGCAACUAA
Nicrophorus vespilloides is the source of this 771-nucleotide messenger RNA. RefSeq names its product homeotic protein antennapedia-like. Lineage: Eukaryota; Metazoa; Arthropoda; Insecta; Coleoptera; Silphidae. The transcript has 3 exons. Gene Ontology annotation, cellular component: nucleus. Gene Ontology annotation, molecular function: RNA polymerase II cis-regulatory region sequence-specific DNA binding; DNA-binding transcription factor activity, RNA polymerase II-specific. The coding region runs from base 1 to 771 and encodes 256 amino acids. The record is from RefSeq and is a predicted model, not a curated record. Gene Ontology annotation, biological process: anterior/posterior pattern specification; negative regulation of transcription by RNA polymerase II.